CCGAGCUCGCUAGUCCGAGUGUCCCGUAUCGGCUGCGCGCGGGUCCCCAGCGGCCGCGGCCAGCGCAGGCUUGGCGCCCGGUUCCCGUCUGCGUGUGGGGCUCCCGCGGCUGAGCCUGGCCGCUCCGCCUAGCGCCAUGUCCAAGCCACCUCCCAAACCGGUCAAACCAGGGCAAGUUAAAGUCUUCAGAGCUCUGUACACAUUUGAACCCAGGACUCCAGAUGAAUUAUACUUUGAAGAAGGAGAUAUUAUCUACAUCACUGACAUGAGUGAUGCCAGCUGGUGGAAAGGGACGUGCAAAGGCAGAACAGGACUGAUCCCGAGCAACUAUGUUGCUGAGCAAGCAGAAUCCAUUGACAAUCCACUGCAUGAGGCUGCAAAAAGAGGCAACUUGAGCUGGCUGAGGGAGUGCUUGGACAACCGGGUGGGUGUGAACGGCCUGGACAAAGCUGGAAGCACAGCCCUGUACUGGGCCUGCCACGGGGGCCACAAAGACAUAGUGGAGGUUCUGUUUACUCAGCCGAAUGUGGAGCUGAACCAGCAGAACAAGCUGGGGGACACGGCUCUGCAUGCGGCUGCCUGGAAGGGUUAUUCAGACAUUGUCCAGUUGCUACUGGAUAAAGGUGCGAGGACAGACUUGAGAAACAAUGAGAAGAAGCUGGCCUUGGACAUGGCCACCAAUGCUGCCUGUGCAUCGCUCCUGAAAAAGAAGCAGGGAACAGAUGGGCUUCGGACGUUAAGUAACCCUGAGGACUACAUUGAUGACGAAGACUCAGACUGAUUCCUCCCAGAGCGCUUUGAUGCCUAAACUUCUUUUGCUUUUGCCAUUCCAAAGCCUUGGUUGUUUUGCCAGAAGAGUAUUGAUAACUGUUCUCUUUAAAGUCUGUAUGAACGUGGCACUAUGGCAUGUGAUCUGUGACGAGUCGGCAUGUACAUGGGUGACUCUCACCUGUGGCUUGCCAAUGAGUGACAGGAUGCUAUGCUGUAUAAAAUACAUAUAUGUUCACCAGGGUAAAACAAAACAAAAAAGAUUAUUUCUAUUUAUCAAGCUAAAGGAAUUUUAAUAUUUUUCUUUAAAAAAUUAAUUUUUUAAAAAGUUCUUUACCUCAAGGAAUAGGAGGUUUUGAAUGGGUUUUAAUGGGGGAGGGGCAAUGCUUUAUUAUAACAAUAGACCAAAACUCUCACAGAAAAGUGUCAGCUCUUUUGACAAAAAUAAACAUUUAAAGAGACUUUCUUACCUGUUUUUGUGCUAUUACUCAUUGCUGGUAAAUAAAUAAAGCUUUUUCUACUCAGGUAAGAACUGACUUUACCUUAUGUUU
Molecule: messenger RNA, 1319 nt
Organism: Acomys russatus (golden spiny mouse)
Lineage: Eukaryota; Metazoa; Chordata; Mammalia; Rodentia; Muridae
Gene: Ostf1
Product: osteoclast stimulating factor 1
Exons: 10
Coding region: 137-781 (214 amino acids)
Biological process (GO): signal transduction
Molecular function (GO): protein binding
Source: RefSeq, a predicted model, not a curated record